This is a messenger RNA of Schistocerca cancellata (South American locust), 2171 nucleotides long. RefSeq names its product meiosis-specific nuclear structural protein 1-like. Gene Ontology annotation, biological process: cilium organization. Lineage: Eukaryota; Metazoa; Arthropoda; Insecta; Orthoptera; Acrididae. The coding region runs from base 152 to 1594 and encodes 480 amino acids. The transcript is spliced from 11 exons. The record is from RefSeq and is a predicted model, not a curated record. Gene Ontology annotation, cellular component: motile cilium.
AUCAGAGAACUUAUGAUAGUGAUGUGUGGCGCGCAGCUUGUGUUUGUUGACAUGGUAGUUUAGUAACCAAUUCUAAAUUAUUGUUGCUUCUUUAAAUAUUAUAUUUCUGCCGAGGUCUGUAUUGUGAAAGACUACAACAUAAACAAAGAAAAUGAGUUUCGCAACGAAGCACCUGCAGGAACAGCGCAGGCUGAAGGAGGUUAGCGCCCUCCAGACUAUGGCACAGCUGGAGGCUAUAGAGGCUGAGAGGAUGAAGAUGGACCUCCGGGCCGAGGGGCGGCAGACGUUGCAGAAGCUGCGCGUCGCCAAGUGGGAAGCCGAAAAGGAAGAGCGGAUCGGCAAGCCAAAAAGUCUGCAGCGAGAACUGCUGUUUAACCAGCUCCGUCAGGAUGAGGUUCUUGCAGAGGAAAUGGAUAAAGCCAAGAGGCGAGAGAUAGUGCAGCUGAAGCUCAGGCAGCAGUUACGUGAAUCGAGUGUUGAACUAAAAGAGUUAGAAUCGAAGUUGAGAGCAGCGUAUGUCUACAAGGAACUGUGUGCUCAGAAAGCAGAGAAGGAGGCAGAGAAGAUGAGGGAGAAAAUGUACGCGAACGAAGAGCGAGAGGCUCUCCAACGGAUGAAGCGGCAAGACGAGGAGAUGGAACUUAAGAAGCAGGAGGAGGAGGCAAAGCGGCAGAUAGAGUACCGCCACCAGCUGCAGGACCAGAUGAUAGAGGCGUACAACCGGCGAGAGGCCGCCUUCAUAGAGUUCCUGCAGGAGAAGCAGAUGAUCGACGAGGCUGUUCGCAGGAUCCACGACGAGGACACGAGGGAGUUUGAGCAGAAGAUGCUAAUGAUGAAGAAAACAAAGAAAGAAAUGGAUGACUUCAAGAAGGCACGUGACGAGUGGAGGAAGAAGGAAAUGGAAUCAGUUGAAAUGGAAAAUAGGAGGCUCGUGGAGUUCUUGCAGAAGAGAGAGGAGCGGGAAAAAGAAAGGAUGCAACAGUUGAAAGAAAAAGAAGAGAAGAAGGCCAGGGUGAAAGAGAGCCUUUCCCGCAAGCUCUUUGAGGAAGAUCUGAUGCGCCUGGAGCGGACAGACCUGCUGCAGCAGCUGGCGGAGGAAGACCUGCGGCAGGCGGCACUGCGUCGCGAGCAGGAGGACGUGGACCGCGCACUGCGCACGCGGCUGGACCUGCAGGACACGAUGCGGCAGCAAGCGCGCGACAAGGCGGAGCGGCUGCGCAAGGAGGCCGAGGAGGAGGACCGCUACCGCCAGCAGCUGACGCGUGAGAUAAUGGAGAAGCAGCGCAUCGACCAGCUGACGGCAGAGAGGCAGAGGGUGCGACGUGCCGAACUGCGGCGGGAGGUGGAGGAGAUGAUAGCGGAGCGGAGGCGGAAGCGGCAGGCAGAACUGCAAGAGCUGCACGAGCAGGAGCAGUGGCUGCAGCGGCUAGACGACGACAGGCGACGCAGGAUAGAAGAGGAGCGCCUGCGCAUGCUGAAGGAGCACGCCAGCCGCCUCAUAGGCUUCAUGCCGCCCGGCGUGCUGCGCGAGGACGACCUCCCGCACCUGGGUCCGGAGCUGGCCAAGAUGUACAAAGAACAGGCCAUCUGCUGAACCUGAGCAGGGACACUGACAACUGCUUGAUAGUUCUGCACAUCCGUAUUUCGAUGAAGACAAUGUUACCACAAAUUAUUGACACUUUUAUGUAUUCCAUGGAUCAUACCAGGCGAGUCAUUUUGGCACUAUUUUUUAAAUCUUGCUUUUAAAUAUGAAUUAAUGAUAUUAGAUUAAGUUUUGUCAUUACCAGAUGACUUUAGAGUCAUAUGCAAACAUAUUUUUGCCUAGGGCUGUGUUAGGAAAUUAAUAAACUUUGUCUCAUACUUUUUAUGAAAAUACCACCUUGUCACUGACUCUAAUUUUUUUGUAACAUGUUUUAUAUGGACUCUGGAAGAUUGAUCUAUUACGCAUGAUCAACUUCUAAUUACACAGUCAAUGUCAUGGGUGCACAAUUUUUAAAAUGUCCAUCACAAAAUUACAGGCACUAUAGCAUAGGUGCAUGCACCAUUUACUGUGCGGUUUGUUUUAACAUGUCAAAGAUAUUGAAACCUUUUAGUGUAGUCUGAAAAUUUUAACAUUGUUUCAUAUUUAAACACAUUUAUACCACUUUGUAUGUUUAUGAGAUUGAAAUGUG